Molecule: messenger RNA, 1416 nt
Organism: Striga hermonthica
Lineage: Eukaryota; Viridiplantae; Streptophyta; Magnoliopsida; Lamiales; Orobanchaceae
Source: the annotation of a GenBank genome assembly
AUGGAACAUGAAGAAGAUCGAGAAAAUUCCGGUGACGGCCCAUCAUCCACUGACCGGAAAAAGAGUGGUUCAGACGAUAAUCAAGAAGAACAUGACUUAACCGGAGGAGAAGAAGAAGAAGAAGAAGAAGAUCGGCAAGUUAUGAAUUCCCCGGAAUCAAUGAUAUGUGGUGGUCCGAGAGCUCCCGAAAGGAGGCAUCAGUGUAAGGAGUGCGACAAGAUUUUCAGCUCCGGCAAGGCUUUAGGCGGGCACAUGAGCAGCGCCCAUGUCCAGGCCAGCAAGGAUUAUUCUUUCAAGAAGCUCAAAUCCAAGAUCACGGGCUCCCGGGCCCACCUGAGCUCGUCGGAGGACAACGCGUGCCCCAUAUGCGGAAAGCUGUUCCAUUCCCAGAAGUCGCUGUACGGCCACAUGCGGUGCCACCCGGAUCGCGAGUGGAGAGGGAUGGAACCGCCCAGAUUGGGGAUGAGCCAAGAUCAAGAUUUUGGCGAUUCUUUGAGGGGGUGGCCUGUGAAGGCUAGACGCGGCCGGCGCCCACAGCCUCCUCCUCUUGCUGUUUCAAUCUCGGAUGAGUAUGAGGAUGAGGAAGCUGUUUGGGCUGGGCACCAACUUCUCAGCUUGCUCAAACCGAAUCUUGACGGUAAAGAAAACGGCUAUCAGGCCACAGUUGGAUUUGGGGACCAUUGUUACGGGCCGGGUUCUGAUAACACAGUUGAUUGUUAUGCUGUGAAGAAAGAAGUAGGUUAUGGGUUUGAGGUCAAUCCCGAGCCUAGACAAGAAACCGAAACCGAAACCCUGGCCCAUGAGUCCAAGAGGCAGAAAACAAACUACCGGGUGAAAAUCAAGAACACCAAUUGCACAAUCAAUACCAAUGGCAAGGGGAAAGUGAAGAUGGACGAUACUAAGGGGAAAGGUAAGACUGAUUUUCCACCUGGGCCCGAAAAUCCGGACCACAUUGAAUCCGAAAACAACAACCUCUUUUUCACGGCCAUCGGCGUCCUGGUUAACGGAAUGCGAGAAGAUCAUCCCGAUCUGAGCUUUGAUUUCAAGAAACCUGUUGUGGAGAAUGUGUUGGUUAGGCCUGAUGGUUUGUGCUAUUCGAGCCCGGAUAAAUAUGCAUGCAGCAUGUGCAGUAAAGUCUUCCCUACCCACCAGGCACUGGGUGGCCACAAAUCGAGCCACAACAAGUUCAAGAUCAACAUUGUGAAUGCGGUCGAUCAAGUUACGACUUCCGAGGACAAGAAUUCGAACCGUAAAGUGAGAAAGAAUGGUGAACAGAAACAAGCUCAACUCAAGUGUGAUGAUAAUAAUGGUGGCAAUAUUAAAGACAAAGGGAAAGUUGUGUGGGGUUUUGAUCUCAACAUGAUGCCUGAUGAUGAAGAUGUUGAAGAUUCCUCUGGUGACAAAUCUGAGGUUUAG